This is a messenger RNA of Canariomyces notabilis, 3143 nucleotides long. RefSeq lists its product as uncharacterized. Gene Ontology annotation, molecular function: gamma-tubulin binding; microtubule minus-end binding. The transcript is spliced from 2 exons. Gene Ontology annotation, cellular component: spindle pole; centrosome; equatorial microtubule organizing center. The record is from RefSeq and is a predicted model, not a curated record. Gene Ontology annotation, biological process: meiotic cell cycle; mitotic cell cycle; spindle assembly. NCBI's taxonomy places the organism in Eukaryota, Fungi, Ascomycota, Sordariomycetes, Sordariales, Chaetomiaceae. The coding region runs from base 174 to 3143 and encodes 989 amino acids.
CUCACUAUACACUACACAGAUGUCACUGUAUCACACAGGCCCAGGCUCACUCGAGGCUCACUACCUUAGGUACAUCAUGCUCAGCUCAUUUUGCAAUUUCGAAGAUUGGUUGGCAUCGCAUAAGCCAGAGCACUCAAUGACUCCCUCCUGUCUCGCUGCAGGUGUCCCAAAACAUGGCGGGCGGAGAGGAUCCAUCCGAUCUCUUCGCCGUCCCUGACUUUUGGCGGUCGUCAAGUUGGCUUAAACAGUCCCUCAACGAGGUCAACAGAGGAAACCCCCUGUUUGCGCUCGAUGGAUUAGGUACGAUUAACUUAGAGGCAUCUCAGAGCCUGAUUCCGUCUUUGGAUGCUCGCCCGGCUGCAGGGGGGAUUGAAGACGAGGAUGGGGUCCUCUUCAAGCUGCCGCCUUUGUUCAAAGAACCAAGCCACCAAGAAAUCAAGCUGCCCUGCGAACCUAGGUCCGAGACCCUGGAAGACGAGCCAGGCCCUUUGCCCUCCCCAGACGACGAAGACAUCUGGCUCUCCCCGGACCAUGGUCUCGGUACACAUUUCGAAUUCCAAACGUGGGAGGCCUUUGACCAAACCGAGCAAGGACCCUAUUCGCCAUUGUUCGUCUCCGAGGUCGGGCCCGCUGCUUUCGACAGUCUGCUGGCAUCCAGAAACGAAACUGGUGACGCACUCCCAGACGUGUUGGACGCAGCUCUAUAUUGUGCCUGUCUGCUGUCCCUCGCUCUGGGGAGAAGCUCAAUUCUCUUUAGUUGGGACUCGAACAAGAAUUCGUUCGUGAAGACGGCACCGUACCUCAGAAUCUCCGGCCUCUCCUUGGAUAUGGUCAAGGCCAUCGACAAGCUCUGUGCCGAUUGUGGAAACUCUGCCAGACAUCUCCAAGCAUUUGCUGAAGCAACAUACUCGGCCGCUUCCACACCCACAAGAAUCGCCCUUGCAGGCUUCAUAGAGCGACUUGUACUUGUUGUCCGAUUCGAACUCAGUAUUCGAGGCCGUGAUGUGAGGUCUAUCCUGCAAUUACAGUCUGCAGUCCAACCAGCUCAAUCGGUCCUAUCAUAUUUCAAGCGUCUUGUCAGGAAGCUGGCCCAGCAGAACUCUGACGAGGAAAUCUUGUCGUGUCUCUUUCAGGAGGCUCAGGAUUCCGAGUACCGGGACGGACUUCUGAGGGCAGCUACACGGGAAAUGUUGCGGGUUAUUUCCAAGCCUUGGGUUGGGUUUGUGGAAGAAUGGAUUGGUCUCAGAGCCGAAGGCGGAAUCCCCAUAACCAAGAAAGGGCCUGGUAAAGGCUUCAUCAAGGUGACAGACAAGGUAUGGGUGGAUGAUCAAGGCUUCGAGCUCCAGGAAGCCGAGUACUUCCUUGAGGAAAGCAAAAUGCCUACUUUUAUUCCAGAGGACAUGGCUCAAACAAUUUUCGAGACUGGUCGAAACGCUCGAUUCCUGCGCGAGUAUCACCCCGACCAUCCGCUUUCUAGACCAGACUUGAUAUCAUCAACAAAGCCGCCGAGGCUCGAAUGGAAGUUUGAAUGGGACGCCAUAUCAAAGUUGGAGGCGAGAGCCAUAGAAUACCGGAAUGCAUUGUCCCGUGCGAUAGAGGUCGAUCCUGCCGCGAUGCAACAGAAGACACAAGGCCAGGCCGAAUCAAAACCUGGCGUACCUGAGCUUGGGUGUUUUGGCAAAACCGAAGCCCAACUGGAAGCUAACAUCAUCUCUUCGAUGAGGCAACUUGAUCAGCCGUUGGAAAACCUUGGGGCGCAGGACGGGUUCUCUCAGCUUCUGCAGAAUCAGCUCUACCAAACAGUAGACCUGACCAAAGAGGCCGACGACCUUUCCCCACACUGGACAUUGGUGCCCUUGCUCUCCUUUGGUCCAGUCAUUGAAGCCCAGUCAAGACUGAUAAACCGAGAGUGUAUGAAGCUGCUCUUCAGUUCCCACCAUCUGCGCGUGCACAUUGACGCGCUCCGGCAGUACUUCCUCCUCGGUAACGGGCUGCUCUGCAGCCGCCUCUCCCACGCCCUUUUCGACCCCAAUCUCUCCACCGCCGAACGCAAAGCUGGAGUUGCCCUCGGUACCGAUGCAGGAGGCGUGAUGGGCCUCCGGCUAGGAGGCAGAAAGACAUGGCCGCCGGCUAGCUCGGAACUCCGCCUCGCCCUGAUGGGCGUCUUGACCGACUGCUACCAGCCGCCGCCGCCGCCGCCGUUCCUAGCCCAACUCAAAACCCACCCUGCACAGGGUGGCAAACCCGACACCAACAGCAGCGACACCGACACAAACACUAACAGCCUCCCAGGCGAUAUGAGCUUCGCCAUACGGAAACUCUCCCAAGAAGAGAUCGAGCGCUGCAUGUCGGACCCGGACGCGCUCGAGGCCCUCGAUUUCCUCCGGCUCUCGUACAAACCGCCGCCACCCCUUCGCCCUGUCAUGGUGCCGGCCCUGCUCGUCAAGUACGACCGCGUCUUUAAGCUCUUGCUGCGCCUCCUCAGGAUGCUGUACGUCGCCAACGACCUCGCCCAGAUGGACCCGCGGGAUCUUGGAGCUGAUAGUUCGGACGGCACCAGCAGCACGAGUCACUGCUGUAGGACACGCUUUGGCAUCGAGGCGAGGCAUUUCAUUCGACAGGUUGCCUCGUACUUUUUUGAGCGCGGAAUAGAGGCCGUAUGGGCGCCUUUUGAGCGCUGGCUGGAUCAGGUCCAACGAGAGGUCGAGGGUGGGCUUCCCGCCACUGCUGCUGCCGAUAGCAAUGUUGAUGCUAGCGACGAUGCUGCCACCGCCGCUGAGGCGGGGAUGUACUGCAGCCCGGAUGUGCUACGCGACAGGCAGGAGCAGGCCCUUGAUGAGAUCAUGGGGGUUCUGCUGCUGCGCAAGCGGCAGGCACCGGUUAUGGGCCUGCUGGAGGAGAUUUUUGGGGAGGUGCUGAGGCAUGGGUUCGAUGUCGAUCACGAGGCCGAGCGGCGGCAGGAGCAGGAGAUGUAUAAACAGUUUAGGAGGAGGGUGGAGGUGUUCAUUACUGUUUGUAGGGGUCUUGGGGAGAAGAAGAUGGCGGGCUCAACUGGUAUUGGAGGAGGAGCAGAUAAUCCGGUCGAGCAGCUGUUGCUCAUGCUGGAUAUGUCAGGGUUUUAUGAGGGGAGGAGAAAGGGGUGA